GUUGGACAAAAGGAACGGAACGGAAUCUCCCGCGUUUCUCGUAAGAUGUAAACAUUUAUAUGGAUUCAUUGAUAUUUUGUGUAUUAUUCGUGCGUCUGCACAAUGAAUAUUCUGACGUCUGUCCUGAGGCGUGAGGAAGGUUUUGGAGCUUUAAGCGAUUAUGACAUCGCAUUGCGUCGCUUAAAAUGUUACCAAGAUGACGUAUAUUGUGGGAUAUCUCCAAGUCUUGAUACACCAGAUUUUAAUCCAGAACCACCAGUGUUUGCAUGCAAAUUCAGCACAGCAAGUAAUAACGAGCACGUACUUGCAUUGGCUAACGAAGAUGGAAAAAUAGCCUUUCAAAACACAGCCAUCAAAGGAAAUUUUAACGAAAGACUAGAGGGAAUGCAGGCUCAUUACAAUGCGAUUUUUGAUGUUGCCUGGAUGCCGGGUGAAAUGAAGCUGGUCACAGCAUCCGGAGACCACACAUCCAAACUCUGGGACGUAUCACAAGGAGAAAUCAAACAGAUGGAGUCCUUUCAAGCCCAUACAAGAAGUGUUAAAACUGCAGUUUUUCGUCAUCAAGACAAAGCCGUUUUUGCAACCGGAGCUCGAGAUGGUGCCAUUAUGAUAUGGGAUAUCAGAGCAAACCAUACACACUAUCCCAAACCGGACAACUGUAUAUACAACUCGCACAGCAUGGUGUCUGCAGGCGGGACAAAAUCACGAAGAAGACAUACCCAAGCUUCGCGCACCCACAGUAUUACCAGCCUUGUUUUUCAGGAUGAUUUCACACUGAUAUCUUGUGCUGCUGGUGACGGAAUCAUAAAGGUAUGGGACCUUCGAAAGAAUUAUUCGUCGCACAAAAGGGACCCAGUCGCAAAAAAUAUAUUACAAUAUACUGGUGGAGGUUCAAGAAACGGUUUUACAUCGUUACUUGUUUGCCCUGCAGGCAUUAUACUGUAUGCCAGUUGCAUGGAUAACAUUAUCUAUGCAUACAACAUAGGCACAUGUAAUCCCAAACCAGUUGCAGAAUUCUACGGACAUCAAAAUUCAACCUUUUAUGUCAAAUCCUGCUUAAGCCCAGAUGGCCGUUACCUUGCCAGUGGAUCUAGUGACGAAUUGGCAUACAUUUGGAAUACCAACAGACCAGGACGCCCAUUGGUUAAACUUUCAGGGCAUACCGCUGAAGUGACUUGCAUUGCGUGGUGCAACAUCGGCGAAACAAAAAUCGUUACUUGUUCUGACGACUCCAGGCAUAGAUUAUGGCGAGUGGGUUUGGAACAUAAAGGUGAUAAUUCAGAAAUAGAAAUACAAGGAGAGGCGAACCCAGUACCAAUUGAAGAUGCUCUGAGUCAUCUCGUCGGUGGCUUGGAAACGACGCCAACUCUAUCUCGCCAAUGGGUUCAUUGUCAAGAGCAUACUCCUGGAUCUGAUACUACUAUUGGUCCUUCUUCAGGUCCUCCAAGUUCUACUGAAUCUGUUGAAAGUUACAACUCCUGUGAAAAAAAGGCUCUGACGACAUCGGCCAAGAGGCGAUAUUCACAAAUGACAGCUGAUGAUCUAAGAUGUAAAUUCAAAUCAGUUUUAUCGCCGGUUGAAGAAAAUCUUGAAGGCGGUAGUGCGAAACGUCCGCACUUAGAAAACAGGGGAGCUCGAAGACUAUUCAGCUCAGCGAGCGAGUGCGGGCGAAGACUCAGUGCAAAUUAUGACUCUGAUGAACCUGGACCAAGUUCGUCUACAAUAAACGAUCGAACUAACAAUGAAGUUUCGUUUUCUCCGACUCUAAAUCUGCCCAAUUACGUCAUAGACGGAACUGCACCGCACUUGCUACAAAUAUCCCCACAAAAAUACAAGGAAAACGUUGACUGGUUAACAAAAAUACGUAAAGAAAAAUUCGAACAGAAAUCGAAAACUGGUAUAAGAGAAUUGACUAGUCCCAAAGCAACAACCGCGACGGCAGCACGGCGCUCGGGAAGAUCACGGUCAACAGAGCCACGGAAAACAAUUAAAGAACCUUCCCUCCUUAAUUUCUUCAGAGUAUCAGGCAAGGAAUGCGACAAGGAACUUGCCUUUACAAGUGCCAAUUUAAUUUCUUCACAAUCUGUGCCAGUGCCAUGCGAUGACGCGAAGCAGAAAAUAGAAACGAAAAACGCUUUAAGCUGAAACCAGUGACAGGUCUGAGAUCAUCUUUAAUGAAAUAUAAGAACAUGGACAUUACAGUACAGUGAAAUGCUCUAACCCAAUGCUUUUUUGUACAAAAUUGCCAGUAUUAUUGCGUAAAAUUUUUUUCGUGAUACAUCAAGUAUCUGUUGGACCUGAUCAUAAUGCUCUGCUUAAACUCAGGUUGAACCACUAUUUUAUUUCUUACCCAUUAUAAUAUUAGCAGCUAAUAUUUUUUCUAUCACUAAUACCGGUAUGUUUGUGCUGAUUUUGUACGAAUCUUUUAACUUGUAGGAUAUUGUGAACUUCGAGAAUAAUUUGGAGGUACUAUUCAUAUCAAUAUACACAUAGGCAUAAAAUCUCAUUUAAGACUACUCUACAAUGCCUAAAAUGAAAAACAUUGUAAUGAAAAUGCCCGUUCAACGAAAUUGUUAGGUUUGUUGUUGUAAAUAGUCAUACAUUAUUUUUUAUACGAAAAAAUUAUUUCAAAUACAA
Diprion similis is the source of this 2637-nucleotide messenger RNA. RefSeq names its product protein lethal(2)denticleless (gene l(2)dtl). NCBI's taxonomy places the organism in Eukaryota, Metazoa, Arthropoda, Insecta, Hymenoptera, Diprionidae. Gene Ontology annotation, cellular component: nucleus. The transcript is spliced from 8 exons. Gene Ontology annotation, biological process: proteasome-mediated ubiquitin-dependent protein catabolic process; mitotic G2 DNA damage checkpoint signaling. The record is from RefSeq and is a predicted model, not a curated record. The coding region runs from base 103 to 2145 and encodes 680 amino acids. Gene Ontology annotation, molecular function: protein-macromolecule adaptor activity; protein binding.